Cotesia glomerata is the source of this 903-nucleotide messenger RNA. RefSeq lists its product as uncharacterized. Bases 146 to 736 code for a protein of 196 amino acids. The transcript has 3 exons. The record is from RefSeq and is a predicted model, not a curated record. NCBI's taxonomy places the organism in Eukaryota, Metazoa, Arthropoda, Insecta, Hymenoptera, Braconidae.
UAUUAUUAUAACGGUUUAUUCUUCGACAUAUCGGAGUUAGCUCCGCAGUUAUUAAAAUUUAUUUCGAUAUUUUCAAUCAUUGUAUGGAAUUUUCUUAUAUUAUUAAUUUAUCAAUUAAGUAUUCAGCAAUAAUAAAUCAUUUAUCAUGAAGAGAUCAUGUUCCGCCCCAUGUCUUGUAGAAGAAGAAAAAAUAAAAAAAAUGAAAAUUGAUAAUCAAAGUUCAAAAGCACAAGAACCAAAUGCACGAGAAUAUUUACAAUUGGCGUUGAAUAGAAUUAUUGAAAUGCAGCGGAGUGUAAAUAACGAAGAUUUCGAUGACAAUACCAGUGAAUUAGGCGACGACGAUACUGAUGAAAACGUAAUGCGUGAAGUGUUAACCAAAGUAUUCAAAGAUCUACCUGGAUCCUCAAAAUCUGUAGCAUCAAUAAUAGAACGCGCAACAAAGCCUCUUCCAGCUGAAUAUAACCGCGUGAGAGCGAAGAGUAUACAAUUAUCUGGUUACGACACUUGCAGAAGAGUGGCCGUCGAUUUUAUGCAAAAUAUCGUCAAACACACCCCCAAGUACAGCAUUACCGAAAACAAUGUUAUUAUCAACGACUUCAGCCGACAAAAUGGCGGCAGGAGAUGCGAAACGCUGACAAAUGAGUACGAGUUGCGUAAUCGCAUGCUGACGGGACUGGACCUCCAUCUUGCGGUAAAACAACGCGACUACACUAUGAGGUUAAUGAGGUUUUAAUCAUUCUUAAUUUUUAUAUUUUAUACUUAGUUUUAUAUUUUAUAUUUUAUACUUAGUUUAUAAAUUAUCAAUUUAUUUCAAUCAACUGAAUUUGUAAACGAUCUAGUCGUUAUUUUAUAUUCAAUUUCUAGUCACAUGAAGAAUAUUUUUUUUUCUAGUCCUUUGUA